Molecule: messenger RNA, 2166 nt
Organism: Dissoconium aciculare CBS 342.82
Lineage: Eukaryota; Fungi; Ascomycota; Dothideomycetes; Mycosphaerellales; Dissoconiaceae
Product: glutathione synthetase large chain
Exons: 3
Coding region: 167-1786 (539 amino acids)
Biological process (GO): glutathione biosynthetic process
Cellular component (GO): cytosol
Molecular function (GO): glutathione synthase activity; ATP binding; glutathione binding
Source: RefSeq, a predicted model, not a curated record
CGCGGGACGGCGUUUGAUUACAGAGCACAGAGAGAGGACCGACUAUACCUGCAUCGGAGACAUUUCUGAAGAGACAAACAUCUAGACUACUCGGCUGCUGUGAUUCAAAAGGUCUCAUAACUUGUCCUAGGAAGACGAACCCACCAUCCUUCGAGUGGCCUCUCCAAUGGCGGACUUCUAUCCCUCCUAUCCUCCCUCCCUGAACCCUCAACAAGAAGAAUACCUCCUCAGCAAUGCAAAGGACUACUCCAUCGCCCAUGGACUCGCUGUUCGGCCGCCGACGUCGGAUGCUUUGAAAGCGCAGGAUCCUGCCGGGUUGUUGGCCACGACUGCACCGAUCACAUUAUUCCCGAGUCUGUUUCCAAAAGUGUGUUUCGACCAGGCCAAGUCCGUCGCCCAGGCGUACAAUGAGCUGUAUUCGGGAAUCGCGAGUGAUGAGGGAUGGUUGACGGGAAUUGUUGAGGAACUGGCUCAAAUCGAUGAUUUCAUGGCGGGACUGUGGAAGGUCCAUCAAGCAGUCAAAUCGGAAGGUUACGCUCAAUCGCUCGACUUAGGACUAUUCCGUUCGGAUUACAUGGUCCACCUCGACAAGUCUUCAGGCGCAAGUCAGCCUUCCGUCAAGCAAGUAGAGUUUAACACGAUAGCCUCAUCCUUCGGUGGUCUCUCUACUCGUGUCUCCGAGUUGCAUCAAUUUCUGAAUUCCAUUGACGCGUAUCCUGAAGAAAUCUCAUCGAUUGUCAACAGCUCGACUCUGCCAGCCAAUUCAUCCAGUCCAUCCUUAGCCCUUGGCCUCGCCAAAGCACAUGAAGCAUAUGGGCCAUCAAGCAAACAACUCCCCACAUGCGUCAUCUUCCUCGUCCAGGAUCCCGAACGCAAUGUCUUCGACCAGCGACACAUCGAAUAUAAUUUAAACAAAACCCACAACAUCCGAACAUUCCGCUUACCUUUCGACCGCGUCCUCCAAGACACGAAGCUAGACGAUGGCCGAAAACUCAUCUACACCCCUCCAUCCAUGCCGACCCGCCACUUCGAAGUCACCGUCGUCUACUUCCGCGCAGGCUACGCCCCGUCCGAAUACACCUCCGAAGCCCACUGGUCCGGCCGUCUGCACCUCGAACGCAGCGCAGCAAUCAAAUGUCCCAGCGUCUUGACCCAACUCGCCGGCACCAAAAAGGUCCAACAAGUCCUCGCGACGCCCCACUCCCCACACCUCGCACGUUUCCUCUCGGACCCAAGCACCGCCUCGUCCAUCCUCUCCACCUUCGCCCCGAUCUACCCCCUCGACAGCACCUCCCCCGCCGGGAAAGACGCCCGCGCCCUCGCCACGGAUCCGGAGACCGCGGCCCGCUACGUGCUCAAACCCCAGCGCGAAGGCGGCGGCAACAACAUCUACCGCCGCAACAUCCCCGCUUUCCUGGACUCCCUCCCGGAGUCCCACUGGCCGGCCUACAUCCUGAUGGAGAUGAUCGAGCCGCCGGCCCAGCGCAACGCGAUCCUCCGCUUCGGCGCGACUGCCGAGGAGGGCAGCCCCUCUUCUUCUGUCCAGACGGGAGGCGUGAUUUGCGAGCUGGGAAUCUAUGGGGUCUGUCUGUGGGAGCGACCUACCACUACUACUACUGCUGCUGCUUCGACGAAUGGUGGGAGGGUCGGCGAUGACGCCCCGCCGCGUCCGAUCCUCAGGGAGAAUUUCGAGGCUGGAUAUCUCCUCCGCACCAAAGGCGAUCAGAGCGAGGAAGGGGGCGUCGCGGCGGGCUUCGGAUCGGUGGAUAGUCCGUGUUUGGUAUGAGGAGUGGAUUGUUUUUUCCCUCAUUUUCUUUCCAUUUUUGGGGGGUUUUUUUCGGGGUUUCCAGAUGAGGAAGCUAUAGAGAGCGAGGAAAUUGGGAAAGUGGGAGGGUGAGGAAAGGAGGCAAGGAUUUCUUUCCGUUGCGAUUUCAACUUUGCUGCUCUCCAGCUAUGAAAUACCGUGUGCGAAUCCCUCCUCGUCGUCAUGUCCGUCGUGGUGAGUGGGACCGUGGGCAUGAAGUGAACAGAAAACCUUACCUGUUUCCCGAUGUUUCCGAGUCUCUCUGUGGGAAACUUGCUUCUCCCGUUUUUAGUAAAGGAACACCUUGGCUAGAAUUACUAUUGUUGUGAGUAAUGAGGAAGACUGGAGACCGUACGGACGGA